Messenger RNA from Aspergillus heteromorphus CBS 117.55, 4017 nucleotides. Its product is annotated as ABC transporter ATP-binding protein. The transcript has 5 exons. The coding region runs from base 1 to 4017 and encodes 1338 amino acids. Gene Ontology annotation, cellular component: membrane. Gene Ontology annotation, molecular function: ATP binding; ATP hydrolysis activity; ABC-type oligopeptide transporter activity. The record is from RefSeq and is a predicted model, not a curated record. Lineage: Eukaryota; Fungi; Ascomycota; Eurotiomycetes; Eurotiales; Aspergillaceae. Gene Ontology annotation, biological process: transmembrane transport.
AUGAACCGGAAAUCGGGGUGGCUGCCACUGUUCAGUUUCACAACCACCAAGCACCUUGUCCCCUUAGCCGGGGGGGUAUUCUUCGCCAUUCUAUCCAGCCUCGCGACUCCCAUAUUCGCGAUAAUUCUGGGUCAAAUCUUCAACUCUUUCACAUCGUUCGGCGGUGGUAAAAUCUCGGAACAAGAUCUCACACGACAGGUCAAUAAACAUUGCGCCAGGCUGGCCGUGGUGGGAGCAGCUGCCUGGGUGUGCAAUAGUAUAUACUACAUGCUCUUCGUGACAUUUGGGGAGCUGCAGGUCCCAAAUGCUCGCACGAAGCUAUUCCGGGGGCUUCUGAGGAAGAACCAAGAAUGGUUCGAGACGCAGCAGGAUGGCACGAGGGUCUUCCUGUCUUCACUCCAAGGACAAAUCGAUGAUCUGCAGAAAGCAACAUCGCUGGCUCUAGGACUUGGAUUGCAGUAUGUCUUUCGAGCGACCUUCUCGCUGACCAUGGCGUUGGUCACCUCCUGGAAACUCACCCUCGUCACUCUGGCCGGAAUCCCAAUCCUUUCCGCUAUAAUCUCGGUUCUUUCCGCGAAGACGCACCUGAGAUUGGAGGCACAGAAGGAUGAGCUGCUGCAUUCUUCUAAGAUUGUCAGCAAUGCGACGACUUCGAUAGAUGCUGUGAAAUGCUUCAAUGGGCAAACUACGGAAAACAGAAACUUCGUGGCUAGUAUCGACAGAGCGGCCGUGCAGUAUCUCGGAAAGGCGUUUUUUACUUCCCUUCAAAUCUCGGCGUUACGGCUGAUGACGUUUGGCAUGUUCGUGCAAGGGUUCUGGUACGGCAGCUCUCUGGUGACGGCAGGGACUCUUUCAGCGGGAAACACACUGAGAACCUUUUGGGGAUGCUUGUUGGCUGCGCAGUCGAUGGAAUUCCUCAUGCCGCAGGUCGCCGUGUUGUCGAAAGGGACGGUUGCAUCUCUGGCUCUGGUCCACAUUUUGAGUGAUCGGGCAGAUGAUGAGGCCCAGGGGGCGAUGGGAGGGUCUUCAUAUCCGGACGUCUGUGAGGGGGGCAUCGAAGUCUGCGAUGUGGUCUUUGCGUAUCCAUCCCAACCGAGUAGAUUUGUCUUGGACUCGACAAGCUUCUUUUUCCCGGCGGGAGAGACAACCUUUGUUAUUGGCAAAAGCGGGUCUGGGAAGAGUACCCUUGGACAGCUGCUCACGCGCUUCUAUUUACCGGCGUCCGGGGAGAUCUUGAUUGACGGCCAUAACAUACAAUCGUUGAGUAUCGACUGGGUUCGGAAUAACAUCACCGUUAUCGAGCAGCGGAGUGUACUCUUCAAUGAAUCUAUCUUCAUGAACAUCGCGUUUGGCAGCCGUGAUCAUGACCACGUUCGAAAGGCCGACGUUCAGGAAUGUGUCGAUCUUGCAAUGCUCCAAGGCAUGAUCGAGGAUUUGCCCAGGGGCAUAGACACCUGUGUCGGUCACGGAGGCGGUUUUCUGAGCGGUGGCCAGAGACAGAGGGUGGCGAUUGCGCGGGCGCGGUUGCGGGAUACACCAAUUCUGAUCAUGGACGAGCCCACCAGUGCCCUGGAUGGCACGAAUCGUGUUGAAAUAAUGAGAUCUAUUCGCGAGUGGCGUCGAGGGAAGACAACGAUCAUCAUCACCCACGACUUGUCCCAGAUUCUGGAUAACGACUUUGCCUACGUCCUGGACCAAGGCUCGGUUGUCCAAGCCGGAUAUAGAUAUGAAUUGGAACAGAAUCCGAAGUUUUUCCCCACUCCAGAUAUCCCGGACCCGCCAUAUCGCCACUCGCAGGCCUUCAACCACGAUGUGACUGAUGCCAGCGAUGUUGUUCAUCGACGUUCCGAUAUUCCCUCGGGAUUCUCGAGCAGGAGAACAAGUUACCUCGACUCGGGGUUUUGGUCCAGGGACAAGCCGUUCGGGGAGGAUUCGGUUGCGACCUUUGAUAACCAGACAAACCGGCAAAGCAAUCGCACCUCUGUUAUAUCUCAGUGGGAAUGGAACAGGGCCCAUCCGCACCCAGUUGAUUCUUCCGGGAUGCAAAUGUACGAACUUAAUUAUCUUCCAGUGAACGGAACAAAAGGACACUCCCGACGGUCCAGUAUGAACUUCAUCCCUGUGAAUGGUGCCAUCACUGAGAUGAAAGCUGUCCAGUCAGACCAGCAUACCUCGCAGCCAUCCAGACAAACAACACAACUCGAACCACAAGAACGGAUGACCUUGCUACAGAUUAUGCUGACAAUAUUGCCGAACCUGACCCCAAGACAGCGGCUGCUUCUGGUAAUAGGGUGUCUCAGCACACUAGGUCACUCAAUGGCCACUCCGAUUUUCUCAUACUGCCUAUCGGAACUCCUCGAGACAUUCUAUGACAGAAAGACUAGCGCUUCAAGAUGGGCAUUAGCCGUACUAGGCGUCUCAAUAGGCGAUGGGGUCGUGUCCUUUUCCAUGCACUACCUCUUGGAGCUGUGCGGCCAGGCCUGGGUGGAUUGUCUCCGAAAAAAAAGCUUCCAACGCAUCCUCGACCAACCUCGCAAAUGGUUCGAAGAGGCAGGGAACGAAUCUUCCCAACUCACCGCAUGUCUCAACCAAAGCGCGGAGGAGAUGCGGAACCUGAUCGGUCGUUUCGGUGGCUAUGUUCUCGUGGCUACCACUGUUACCGUGGUUGCUAUCCUGUGGAGUUUGGUUGUUUGUUGGAAAUUGACGCUUGUUGCAGUAGCAUGCGGUCCUGUGAUCUACGCCAUCACUCGAGGAUUCGAACGGACUAACGGGCUGUGGGAACGACGAUGUAUUGGGGUCAGAACGGCGGCGUCGGACGUGUUCGUCGAGACGUUCGCGGAGAUCCGCACCGUCCGGACGUUGACUCUCGAGCCGUACUUUCAUAAGAAGCACAUGAAGGCUGCGGCGAAGUGUAUGACUCUGGGGUUGAAAAAGGCGCUUUACACCGGCUCGCUCUUUGGGCUUGUGGAGUCGAUGAUUCUUUUCGUCAGUACACUGAUAUUUUACUAUGGUGCGGUCUUGGUGUCGUCACUCGAGUUCACAGUUCAGAAUUUGAUGACUGUGUUCUCGAUACUGUUGUUCAGCAUCGGAUACGCAGGCACGGUGCUGUCAUGGAUUCCCCAGAUUGGUACUUCGCAAGAAAUGGCAAACCAGCUGCUACGUCUCGCAAAUCUCCCAGACGGCGCUUCUCAUGAACACCGCGGAACGCUUCAAAUCACCAAAGCGGCCCCUGUGGAAAUCAACCGGUUGAACUUUCGAUAUCCCUCCCGUCCAGAAGCACUUGUCCUGCGAGACGUGUUCCUCCGAAUCCCGAAGAACAAAUGCACGGCCAUCGUUGGACGGUCUGGUUCAGGAAAGUCGACCAUAGCGUCCUUGCUGCUAGGUCUCUACGAGACACCUGCGUCGUCCAGAGGCAUAACGCCGACCAUUUCCCUACGAGGCAUUGAUAUUCAGCGGGUGCACACCCCAACCCUGCGCUCGUUGAUAACCAUAGUCUCACAACAGCCAUCUAUCUUCCCGGGAACCAUCACCGCCAACAUCACCUACGGGCUGGAAGACGGUUCCGCGGUGCACUCCAUGUCCAGCGUGCGGGCCGCAGCCCAGGCGGCCGGGAUCGACGAAUUCGUUACAUCACUUCCGGACGGAUAUCUCACCUUGAUUGGGGACGGCGGGGCCGGACUGUCAGGAGGACAAGCCCAGCGGCUGGUAAUUGCGCGGGCGCUCGUGCGGCAGCCACAGAUCCUGAUCCUCGACGAGGCCACCUCCAGCCUCGAUCCCAGCAACGCGACGAUCAUCCGGCAGACCGUGCAGCGACUGGCCGCGGCGCGGCGAGGGCUCACCGUUCUUAUCAUUACGCACGCAAGGGAUAUGAUGGAGAUUGCAGAUAAUAUUAUAGUGCUCGAGCAGGGCCGCGUGGUGGAGGAGGGGUCGUACAGGGAGCUUGCGCGUCUGCCAGAGGGGAAAUUAAGGGCGCUAAUAGACAAUCCGGACCCAGAGGAGGGUGAAACAAGCACAUGA